GUUGAUACUCAUGUGAGUAAACAUUUAUUUGAAGAAUGUAUGCAACGAUACUUGGCAGGGAAAACACGAAUUUUGGCCACUCACCAGUUGCAGUACGUGAAAAAUGUAGAUACCAUUAUACUUAUACAGCAAGGAAAGGUCACCGUAUUUUCUCAUUUUCAAGAUUUAUUGAAUCAGCGACCAGAGUACGCUGAAUUAUUAGCGGCCGAAUCAGAAUCUUCCGAUGAUAGCUCUUUGGAGAAGAGUAGUAUGAAAAGACAAUUUUCCACGUCAAGUACUAGAAGUCGAACUCCUGAAGCAAGUAGCGGAGGAACAGACGAUGAGGAAGAAGAUGAACAGUCUCAAAAACUUAAUGAUGGUUUAGAAGGAACCUCGCGUGGCGUAGUUAAAGGACCAAUAUUCGUCAAGUACUUUCAAACCGGCGCUAACUUGUGCUUAGCUCUUGUACUGCUCUUAUUAUUUGUGUGUACACAGUUUAUGGCUAGUCUCAACGAUUAUUUUGUUCCUAUUUUAGUAAGCGUAGAAGAAAUGCGGCAUUAUUACAUUACAGAAGCUAAGCUAAACAAUACCAAUGAUACCUCAACUGAGAAUUUGGAUGUUUCCUCCAUGUACAAUUAUAUAUACGUUUACACCGCAAUUGUUGUUGGAUUAUUUUGUAUCGCUAUUACAAGGUCGUUGACUUUCUACAAAGUGUGCAUAUUAUGCAGUCAAAAAUUGCACGACAUGGCGUUCAGUGCCUUGAUUAGGACGAGCAUGAGGUUCUUCGAUACGAAUCCUAGUGGUCGUAUUUUAAAUAGAUUUUCCAAAGACAUGGGAGCCAUUGAUGAAUUACUGCCAAAGGCUAUACUGGAUGCUGGUCAAAUAUGCAUGUUGAUGGUUGGGUCUUUGACAGUCUCUUGUGUAGUCAAUCCUCUGUUCUUAAUCCCGAUAGUAUUUUUGGGUGCUGUCUUUUAUUGGAUAAGAAAAGUAUUUUUGAAAACUAGCAAAAACAUUAAAAGGAUGGAGGGAAUG
Messenger RNA from Heterotrigona itama, 1011 nucleotides. Lineage: Eukaryota; Metazoa; Arthropoda; Insecta; Hymenoptera; Apidae. The record is from the annotation of a GenBank genome assembly.